AAAGUAAGAGAGACUGCAACUCGCUUCUUCAGCACUAGAAUCCAAACCGAGCCUUUUAUACCCGCUGACUGACCUUGCUUUCUACUCCCAUCUACUGCUUUUUUUUCCCUUCCCAACCUCAUCUGAUAGUCUAAUCACUUGUCACCCCGUACGCCCUGCGCAUUGAUUGAACCCUGGCGGCAUCCGAUCUGUGAUCUAUACUUGUUGCACCCACAAGUCAGGCACGCCCUUUCUUUGAUCAUAACAACAAAUGCCAGUAGUCCCAGAAGAAGACGAACAUUCCAUGGACUCCAACUUUGACGACUUCAUCAAUUGGGACAAUGCCGAGCCUACCCUGGCCAAUGUUGCUUCUAGCAUGGACUUUGUGCCGACAACGGCUGACGGCACGCUCGGACAGUUGAACGGUCUAGAUUUGGACUCCCCAUUCUUGAAUUUCCCUCAUCUCGGAGCAGACAACAAUGCUCUGUUUGAUAACGAACUUCUGGAAUCGAGUCUCGGUCAGUCACAUCUCGACUUCCGUGACCACUUCACAGACCCCUGCCUCCACUGCAAGACCAAUGGAUACGACUGCAAGAGGAUCAGGGAGGGCACGCACAAGGAUUGUUGUACAAGCUGUGUGGCACUUAGUAUGGACUGCAGCCUAGUGUCCACAGAGACGCCUUCUCGCAGUGGCUCCUCCUGGUCACUCUUCGGCCCGCGAUCCGUUGGCGACUCCCAGAAACAGGUCGAGGGUGCAUGUUCUGGCACCACAGAAUCUGCUAGCCCCGAAACUCCAGAGCAAAAGGCCGACACCAGAGCAAGGUCGAUAGGAUCAGGGUCAGCCAAGGUUGGAGCCCGCCUGUCCAAGGACUCAGUAAAGGUUCUCAAAGCGUGGUUCGCAAACCACAGCAAGCACCCUUACCCGACAGAGGAGGAGAAAGAGUCUCUUCAGCGUCUCACUCAGCUCACCAAAGUCCAGAUCACGAACUGGCUGGCUAACUACCGCCGGCGGAACAAGAUGGCACGCCCACGCUCCACUUCACCAAGUGUGCGCAAUUUCACGCUUGGUGGAAUGGAUAUACCCCAGAGAAGGGCCACACCGGCACCCAUGGAUCGCCGCCUGAGACCUUCCCAUUACGAGAACAUGAACCCCCUUGAACGUUGGAAGAACUCGCCCCCGGAGAACGAACCGGCCUCCGUCAACGAUAUCGCAAGGGCUGUUUCUUCAGCUUCUACAGCUGUCUCUUCUGGAUUUGAGACACCUCGGAGCUUCAACCUGACAGAUGACUCGCGCUCCCUAGGCCACGGCUCCUCGGUGAGCAGUUUGGGCACAUCGCGUACAUCACAGAGCAGUGCCGCCGGAUCAUUUGCUUCUGCUUACUCUCACGGCUCUCGAAACUCACUUGGAUCUUUCGGCUCACUCGACAGGGGAAGGAGACGAAGGCGAAGACGUGCUUUGCCAACUAUGUCGAAUCAACCGACCAGGUCUUUACUCACGCAGCCGGCCAACACGUAUCAAUGUACCUUUUGCCCGCAGACUUUCAAAGCCAAAUAUGACUGGCAAAGACACGAAAAGUCGCUCCAUAUAUCUUUAGAAAGCUGGGUUUGUGCUCCAAAGGGAGCCAAAGCCUUCAACCCAGAAACAUCCAGGAUAGAGUGCGUGUUCUGCUCGGAACCCAACCCUACUCAAGAUCACCUCGAAACACACAACUACAGCGUCUGUCAGGAAAAGGUUUUAUCCGAAAGAACAUUUUACCGGAAAGAUCACCUACGGCAACACCUGAGGCUGGUCCACAACACAAAGUUCAUGAACUGGGCGAUGUCCAAGUGGGAGCAAAAGCACGAUGAGCUGGAGUCUAUUUGCGGGUUUUGUGGUUUACGUAUGACAACAUGGACAGCCCGUGUCGAGCACCUGGCCGCUCAUUUCAAAGCUGGGAGCUCCAUGGCAGAAUGGAAAGGUGACUGGGGGUUCAGUCCGUCUGUGCUUGACAAGGUGCAGAAUGCCAUUCCACCAUACAUGAUCCACGAGGAGAGAAUAUCCCCCUGGCCCUAUAUUGCAACUCACCCGAUGCCUGAGAGUCCGAUCCACGCAUACGAGCUUCUGAAAACGGAGCUCGUAUACUGGACACAAGGCUCCAGAGAGCAACACUCUACUUUUACAGACGAUGAGCUUGUCCACGAGGCAUGCCGGGUCAUCUUCGGGGCUGAAGUGCUUUCUCGAAAAGGCAUAGCUUCCGCCCCCUCGUGGCUACGUGAUGUGAUCAUGAGCAAUGAGAAAAUCACACAACAGGCGCGGCACUCUCCAAUUCGCUCCGGUGCAGAUUCUCAUGUCAGUAUACUCAGGAUUAAUGGCAAGGACAACAUAUUUGAGGCGUGCCCUCUUGAGCACAAACUCCUUGAAUACGUCAACUCGAGGACUUUGCUUGGGCUGACUCCCACCGACGGCGAGCUUCAACUGGAAUGCUGCAGAAUCCUUGGCCACUUUGAAGAGACGUCAUCAAGUCCAUCCGAUCUGGUGGGAAACCUGCUUGUGAGGCUGGUGAUGGGAUCCAAAAGCUGGUUAGCAGAUUUUAGAAGAAGAGCACGACUGCCUCGAUCCGAGGAAAUGAUAGAUGAAGACCGACGCCCAACCGAUGGCAGAUCGCUCGACUCAUCCAUCCACAGUUUCUCCAGGCUCGAGAGAGAAUUGGCCCAGCACGUUCGGUCCCAAAGGGCAAAGGGAAUCGAGCCUGAUGGUCCAGACCUGCAAAGGACUGCUCGUAUCAUCAUCUACGGAAAUGACGAUGGCUGGAAUCAAACUGCCGCGGACUCUCCCGAGUGGCUCGGCGCCUUUAGAGAACGGAUGCAGGAGGCAGGCUCAAGAGCCGUUUUGAAGCUUGAUGAUCCCCUUCACCACCUUUUCGAUCCCGACGCAGAAAUGAUUGCUCUGCAGAACGCGUUGGCUACCCAGGAGAGCAACACAGGUUCACCAAAAAACGCAGUUACCACGACCGAAACUGCUCCAAAUGCCUCACCAGUUGGUCGAUGUGCUCGAUCCGUUCCUUUCUUUAUACAUGACCUCAACUGUUACAAGAGGUUGAAAAGGGAACUGGGCCGGUGGAGUGCGUCGGUUAUGUCGCCUAACAACCCAAAUCAGCAUGUUCCAUCAGACGCGGAACUCCAGCAUCAGGCGCGCUGGAUCCUGUAUGACGAUGACGACCCUUGGAACGUAACAGCAGCCGACAACUUUGAGUGGCUGCAACGAUUCAAACGUGACCACAAAAUAAUUAGUGACGACUCUGGUCCCGGUCUCCCUGAUUCCGUGGGCUGGCAUCUGAAUCAAGGUGGUACAGGCUUUGCUCCUCCAUAUGCGUAUCCAGCCGCAGCGAUUGAGGGAACUGGUGGCUGCGGCAGCGGGGAAGGUACUGUAGAGAUCCCCGUACGCGUUGGCGCAAAACCUUUUCAAGCCGACCAGAGAGCGGUCGACAGCUAUCUGCAAGGCUUCAAGACCCGAUACCCGCGACCUCCUGCAGUUUUCUGCUCGAGGGAACUGGAGGGUGGCUUGACCGAGUUCGUGCAAUCGCAGCAGGUGACUACGGGCGCCCCGCCUUCGGAUGAGAUGCUCAGGGCCAAGGCGAGGGAGAUACUUGGCACCGAGACAACUCCGGCCGACGAUGCCGUGUUGUUGGAGAGGUUCAAGGCGAUUUUCCAACCAAACAAUGCUGCGAUCGAUACGUCCGGGACGGAAUUGGACUUUUCGCUAAUGCCGGGCAUGCAGGUGCCACUGCCGGAGGUUGAUGCUACGUUUGCAAUGCAAGCGGCGGAGAUGACCGAUAAUGCGUUUGAUGGUUCCAUGAUGACGUAUGAUUUUGGGACACAGGACACUAUGGAUCUGGUGCAGAGUCCAAGCCAGCUUUUUGACAUGUAGUUGAACGGAGUUGUUUUAUUGUAUGGGGAUGCAUACUUUACAAAGGGGUCACUCCUUAAUGAAAUUCUGGAUAAACAAGAACAUAUAAAAUAACAGAUAAGAUAUGCAAAGAGGGCAAAAAUAUAUGAGUCAAAAAUACGACAUGAUC
Pyricularia grisea is the source of this 4034-nucleotide messenger RNA. RefSeq lists its product as uncharacterized. Gene Ontology annotation, biological process: regulation of DNA-templated transcription. The coding region runs from base 251 to 3886 and encodes 1211 amino acids. The transcript has 7 exons. Gene Ontology annotation, molecular function: DNA binding. NCBI's taxonomy places the organism in Eukaryota, Fungi, Ascomycota, Sordariomycetes, Magnaporthales, Pyriculariaceae. The record is from RefSeq and is a predicted model, not a curated record.